Molecule: messenger RNA, 348 nt
Organism: Ilex paraguariensis (yerba mate)
Lineage: Eukaryota; Viridiplantae; Streptophyta; Magnoliopsida; Aquifoliales; Aquifoliaceae
Source: the annotation of a GenBank genome assembly
AGCAAAUAUGAGUCUUUUUUGAAAUCCUACAAUAUUGCAAUGAUUUUCAUGUUUUCAGAAGGCUUGGUUUCAGAAAUUGAAUUUGAGGCUUCAUUUAUUACCAUAUGGAGCAAAUAUGAGUCUUUUUUGAAAUCCUACAAUAUUGCAAUGAUUUUCAUGUUUUCAGAAGGCUUGGUUUCAGAAAUUGAAUUUGAGGCUUCAUUUAUUACCAUAUGGAAGGUAUCUCAGUUCAUGAGCCGUGCUGCACGCCUUAACGAAGCGUUCUCGGUAGUGAAGCGGGUUCCUGUCAUACGACCAUCGCUGCCAGCAGCGGGGUUGACACCAUGGCCUGUGAUGAGUUUGAGAUGA